Molecule: messenger RNA, 7968 nt
Organism: Sphaeramia orbicularis (orbiculate cardinalfish)
Lineage: Eukaryota; Metazoa; Chordata; Actinopteri; Kurtiformes; Apogonidae
Product: nucleoprotein TPR-like
Exons: 55
Coding region: 96-7664 (2522 amino acids)
Biological process (GO): protein import into nucleus; regulation of mitotic spindle assembly; mRNA export from nucleus
Cellular component (GO): nuclear pore
Molecular function (GO): structural constituent of nuclear pore
Source: RefSeq, a predicted model, not a curated record
GAGCCCAUCAGCGGUUUCAUUAACAGGAGAUAACGCUUGAUUUUGCAGGAGUUUUGGUGUUAGUUUAGUUGUGUUUUUCGGACGGUUUGGAGGAGAUGGCGGCCGUCCUGCUUCAGGCUCUGGAGCGGACGGAGUUGAACAAACUCCCCAAAGGCGUCCAGAACAAACUGGAGAAGUUUGUGUCGGAGCUGCAGAAUGCUAACGAGGCGCUGAGGACGGAGCGCGAGCGGUUCAACGCCGACUGUGAACAACAGUAUUUUGAGUUUGAGAAGCGACUCGCGGAGAGUCAGGAACAGAUCCUGUCAGCCACCAAAGACCUGCAGACGGUUAAGGAGGAAAACAAAAGACUCAAUGAGGAACUGAGCGCUCUGAAGGGAAUCGAAGGAGAGACUUCUGAAGAAAAAACACCACAGCAGCAGACAAAAACCAAGUAUGAGAUUGAGGCAGAGAGGAGAGAGCUGGCGAGGCUGUUGGAGAACAGAACGCAGGAGGUGGAGAACCUGACGGAGGAUGUGAAGCGUCUUAAUGAGAAGCUGACAGAGACCAACAAGGUCAAGAUGGAGCUGCAGUUAAAACUGGAUGAUAUUCAAUCAUCAGAGGCUUCUGUUCAGCAUCGGGAGAAGCGCAUGGAGCAGGAGAAGGAGUUAUUGGAAAAGAAAAUAGAGUGGUUAUCUACAGAACUGAAGACCAAGACUGAAGAACUUCUUAACACCAACAGAGAUAAAGGCAAAGAGAUACUGGAGCUUCAGGGAAGUCUGAAGAACAGCAAAGAGCAGGUGAACAGAUUGGAAAGUCAGCUCACGUCUCUAAAGGUAACCAGUGAAAAUCAGAGUAAGAGAGCUGAAGACCUCAACAACAAACUAAAACAGGCUAAAGAUGAGCGCAGUGCCAUGGAGGAGAAAUACCGCAAUGAGCUCAAUGCUCAUGUCAAAUUGUCUUCACUCUACAAGGGGGCAGCAACAGACAUGGAGACCAAAAACCAAGAGCUGAGCAGAGCUGUGGAGGAGCUCAGUAAACUGGUCAAAGACACUGGAGAAGCUAAUAAGGUCCUAGAGAAGAAGGUUUCUGAAGGGGAAGAAUUAAAGGCACGACUUGAAGCUGAGCUGAGAGAGAAGAUCAAAAAAAUGGAAAAAGAGCUUGAAAAUGCUACAAUGAAGGCUUCUGGCAAACACUGCUGUGCUCCUUCCCUGACCGAGGAGCAGUUGGACUCGAUGUGUCCGUCAGCAGCUGCCAUCGCUGCUAUAGUCAAGCCUGGCAUGAAGUUCUUUGACCUGUAUAAUGCAUAUGCAGAGUGUCAGACUCAGCUUCAGCUUGAGAAGCAGGAGACAAAGAGAGUCAGCAGGGUGUUGGAUGAAAUCGUCCAGGAAGUCGAGUCCAAAGCACCUGUUCUCAAACGCCAGAGAGAGGAGUACGAGGGCAUGCAGCGGUCCAUGGCCUCUCUGUGCAACAAACUGGAACAAGCUCGAACGGAGAUUUACAGUCUGCAGAAAGAAAAGGAGGAGGUCAAGCAGCGCUGUGAAGGCUUGGAGAGGGAUAAACUUAGGACAGAGAGGCAGCUGGAGGACACAUCUGCACAGAUUUGUGCUCUUCUGGUGGAGAUAGAGGAAGGCAGGGGUAACCGGGUGACCAAGGACGACGGCAGCUCUGCCGACAUUUCCAGCACCACUGAGGUCACCCACCCACGCCAGCUGUCCUUCCGCAGUGUAGAGGAGCUCCAGAGGCAGAACCAAAGCCUGCUGGGAAGGCUGAGGGAGUUGGAGGAGGAGAAGAACAAACAGCAGAGCCAAGUUACAUCAGCACGUGUUUCAGAGCUGGAGACGACUGUGGAUAAACUCCAGAAGGAGAUGGAGCAGUUCAGAGAACAAAGGAACCAGCAGAAACAGUUGGCUGACUCCAACGCCAGGCAGAGAGACAUGUACAAGGCUCUGCUGACACAGAGCACCGGCUUCAGCCUGCCUCCCCAAGGUCCAGACUUCCAUCCUGCACCUGGUCGUCCCUCUGUCCCAACUACUCGUUCUACUCCUCAAAGAGCUGCUGCUGCAGAGUCAGCGCAGACGGCUCAGGCUAAAGCUGCCUUGAAACAGCUCAACGAUGCCUUUACGCUGUAUAAGAAGGAGAAGGCAGAAAAUGAUCGGAUGCUGAACGACACAAAUGACAGACUGCAGAAGCAGCUGACUGAACUCCGCUCCAGCAAUGCCAAACUUACCUCUCAACUGGAGUUCAGUAACAAAAGGUAUGAGAUGCUCCAGGAGAACGUAUCAGCGUACCGGAGAGAGAUCUCUGCUCUACAGGACAGGAGCCAAAAAAUGUCUGCGACGGCCCAAAGACAUGAACACAUCAUCCACACAAUGAGCCAGGACCUGCGUCGGUCAAAUGAAAAACUGGCGCUGGAGGAGGUUCGAGUAGAAAACUUAACAAAGGAGAGAGACAUGUUGAGACAAGCAGAGAGUCGACUCAAUCGAGAGAAGGAGGCCAUGCUGGCUGAGCAACGGAACCAGAACCUCCUACUCACCAACCUGAAGACUAUACAGCUAACCAUGGAGCGAACAGAGACAGGUGCACGCCAGCGACUUAACAAUAAGAUAGAGCAUCUGGAGAAAGAACUGGCUACUAUGAAGACCAGGCUGGACCAGGAAGUGGGACAAAGACAUGCGCUUGGACGCUCUAUGGAUGCCCAGCUGUUAGAAGCAAAGAGACAGCUGGAGACACAGAACACCUUGUUGCAGAAGACCAGAGAGUUGCUGCGUACUUCUGAGCAGCAGGUGGCAUCACUCAGAAGCCAACUGGCUUCAGCGUCUGAUGGUUCCAGUACUCCAGCCUCCAGCAACACAAGCACACCAGCAACAAGGGCUGCAGGCCUCAGAGCACCAGUUAAAGUUCGGUCUCCCGUGCCUCCUGCCACCCAGCAGUCCAGCCAAUCAGAACAUGAACUUGCAGAAGUGAGAGGUCUUCUGCGCACUGCAGAGGAAAAGAACAGUGAACUAUCAGAGCAGCUACAAAACGCUAAUACCUCUGUAGAGCAGUACAGAUCAGUGGUACUCACUCUGGAGGACAGUCUAAAGAAAGAGAAGGAGUCACGUACCCCUCUGGAGAUGCGGCUCAAAGAGUUGGAAGAGGUGCAAAAGCAGCUGGAGCAGAGGAUUGUAGAGGCAGAGAAGAUGAAAGAGCAGCAGCAAGAAGAGCGGAGGAAGGCUGUGGAUGCAGUGGAGAAACAAGUUGCUGAGCUGCAGCGAAGUCUGAAGGCCAGUCAAGUGGAGCAGCAGGAAGCACUGGAGAGAGCUGCAUCUGCUGUUACACUGGAACAGAAAGCUAUACAGGACAGCCUCCUGCAGACUAAGCUCGCAGGAGAAGCACAGUCGAAGUAUGAGCGGGAGCUAAUGCUUCAUGCUGCAGAUGUCGAGGCCCUGCAAGAGCUGAAGAAAAAAUUCCAACAAGAAUCGACACGGAAGAGGGAGCUCGACGAGCAACUAAACAAGACGACCUCCCUCCUUCAGGAGAAAACUGUCGCCUGGAAUACAACAGAGAAGCAGCUCAAGGAGGAUCUAAAUAAUAAGAAUCGUCGCUGUGAGGAUCUGGUGAAGCAGAAUGCACUCCUGCACCAACAGAUGGAUGAAAUGGCCACAAAGAGUCGCGAACAACGACAGCAGCCCCAGCAACAACAGCUUGACUUGUCAUUCAGCGAGGAAGGGAAGACCACUGAACAGAUACUAGAAAUCCUCAGGUACGUGAGGCGUGAGAAGGAGAUUGCUGUUACUCAGUAUGAGGCUUCUGAGGGAGAAGCUCUUCGUUAUAAACAGCGAGUGGAACACCAAGACAGAGAGCUCAAAGAGCUGCAGGAAACUCUGAAUGCUGAGAGGGAAAAGAUGCAGACUAUCAUGAAGUCACUGGCCCAGCAAGAGGAACAGCUGAAGAAAAUGGAGAGUAUCAGAACUCUUCAAGAAACGAACAGAACACUCAAAAUGGACAGAGAGAAACUGGAGCAGGAGUUGCACCAAGCCCAGGUUAAGGUGAAAAAGCUGCAGUCAGACAUCAGCCCACUGCAUCACUCUUUAUCUCAACUGUCAGAGAAAAAUGGCUCCCUACAGGCUGACAAGAGGUUAAUGGAGGACGACCUCAAACGCUGGAAGGCCAAGGCACAGCAACUGAUGAACCAGCAGAAGGAUGGAGAUGUUGAGGAGAGACAGAAACUCACCACAGAGAGAGAAGCUCAACAGAAACGCAUCGCACAACUAGCUGAAGAAACAGCCAAGUUAAAGACUGAACUGGCCAGAUCCAAUGCCAGUAGCAACUCAGCGCAGUCUCAGCUUCAGGGCCUGAGAGAUUCCGUGGCCCGACUAACUUCAGAGAGGGACACUCUUAAGAAAGACCUGGAAACCAAAAACAAUGACAUUCUUGAGAAGAACAAGACCAUCACUCAGGUGAAAAAGAUUGGACGGCGCUACAAGACCCAGUUUGAGGAGCUCAAAGCCCAGCAUGACAAGUUGGUUGAAGAAACAUCAGCUAAAACACAAAGUGAAGCAAGUUCGAGUCAAGAGGCCCAGCAGCAGCUGAAUAAAGCCGAAGAGGAGAUGAACAAGACAAAAGAGGAGCUGAACACCCUCAAAGAAGAGAUGCAGAAAAAACAGGAUGAAGCUCAGAAGUCUAAGCAGGAACUGGAGGAGGCCCAGAAGGAAAACCAACAGAAUAAAGAAAAGUCCCAGGAGCUUCAAAACCAGCUGGUACAGAAUCAAAACCAACUGACACAGGUGCAGUCUCAGCUAUCCCAGACUCAGACUCAUCUCCAGCAGAUUCAGAAUCAGCUGACCCAGAGUCAGAAGGAGCUUCAACAAGCUAAGACCCACAGUCAACAGUUGCAGAAUCAGUUAAAAUCGGCACAGUCUCAAGCUCAGGCCCGUCAGAACCAGAUCCAGCAAAUCCAGAGGGAGCUGCAGCAGUCCAAAGAAGCCCUCCAGCAGAACCUCUCUAGUCAGAAAGAACUGCAGCAGACGCACCAAACCAGCCAGCAGAGCCACAACCAGGAAGUCAGCAACUUAAAGGCUGCACUGUGCCAAGCGGAGACCAAGGUGACAGAGCUUCAAGGCCAACUGGAUAACUUGCAGACGACGGUUGGUGAGCGUGAUUCAGAUAUCAAGCGCCUACAGGAGCAGCUGACUGAAGCCAGACAAACCAAUGAAGCAAACCAAGCUACUCAGGCAAACCAGAGUUCCCAGUCGAGUGAUGCUGGUGGAGAUGCUAAUCCAGCUGUGCAAGAGGAGCUGUCAAAACUUAGACAAGAGUUAUCUGAGAGUAAGAACAGAGAGGAGCAGCUCAGACAGCAGAUGGCCGACAAAGAAGAAAAGACAAAGAAGGCCUUCCUUGGAGCCAAGACCAAAAUCAACCAACUAAAUAAUGCCAAGGAGCAGCUCAGCCAGGAGGUUGAAGAGCUGAAACAGACUAAAGAGGAACUGGAAGUGAGAAUGAAUGCCAUCAAGUCUCAGUAUGAAGGACGCAUGCUUCGACUGGAUAGAGAACUGAGGGAACUGAGAGAGACGCAAACAAACACUGACUCCAGAGAAGAACCCCAGGACCAGAGCGGCUCAAAGGUGGGCGAUCAAGCCAGAUCUGCAGACCAGAGGCAGAUAUCUCUGAAGAGUCCUGCCCAGGACAGAGGAAGUUCCAGCCUGUCUGAACCUCCCACUGCCAACAUCAGGCCUACCCCAAGUACACCGUCACCGAGCAACAAACCAAGCCCUUCCACUGGUAGUAAGGCCACACCCCGCGCUAGCAUCCGGCCUAUGGUUACCCCAGCAACUGUCCCCAUACCAACACCCACGGCCACUGUCAUGCCAACCACACAGACUGACAGCCAAGAGGUGCUGAUCAGCGCAGGAGCCUCUGUACAUUCAACGAGCUCCAGCCUGGUCAACACCCCCACCCCCAUCACCCAGCCUACCAGCACCCAGACCACAGCAUUUGUCCAGCCCACCCAGCAGCAAGCAGCCAAUCAGGAUGCAGGGCUCAGUGUGGAGGCAGAGCGUCCGUCUACAUCAUCUGCUCUGCUUGGAACAGCAGCUUCAAAGCGAAGCAGAGAUGAUGAAGAGGAGGAAGAGGAAGGCAGACCAGAGAGUUCACACACUCCCCCAAACACCAAAAAACUACGGCUAAGGCCAGUGAUAGGACUGCAGGUGGAGGGAGAUGAGGAGAUGGAAGGGGAGCUACAGGAUGAUGGUGAACGCCAGGAUUCACCAGACGACAGUCAGGAGCUCCCAGAGGAAGGUUUUCAAGCCUUGGCUGAAGAUGACGACAUCGAUGAUGAAGGCGUGUCCCAAUCCGUCCCCUCUGAUCAGAUGUCCUCUCAGGGCUCCUGUCUGGUACGAGAUGUCAUUGUGAUUGACACCGACAGCGAGAGCCGUGAGAGCAAAGAGGAGGAGAAGCAGCAGCAGGAGGAGGAGGGAGAAGAAGAUGAGGAGGAGGAGGAGGAAGAGGAGGAGGAAGAAGAAGAAGAGGAGUAUAAGGAGGAAGAGGAUGAUGAUGAAGAUGAGGAUGAUGCUGGCGAUAGCAGAAUGACAGGAGGAGAGGGGAGUAAUGAAGAGAGCCAAGAUGUUGAAGAAGAGGGAGAGGAGGAGCCAACAGAAGGCACCAACUCUGAAGAGAAUGUGUGUGGACCUUCAUCAGAUCAACCAUCUGAGCCGACCCAAAGCAGUGAUGGCAGUAGUGGUGCAGCAUCAGAGGCUGAGCCCCCCAGAGACUCUGUCCACCUCCCCCCAAUCUCCACCCCCUCACCCAGCUCCUCAUCCCUCACACCUCGUCUGCCCCACCCCCGUAGGCCCCCUCACUCUGUCCCACCACGACUCUACAUCCAACCCCCUGCACCAGAGCUGGGACCCCCACACACACAGAGACAGUCCUCUCAGCUUCGUAGACAAUCAGUAGGCCGUGGACUUCAGCUCACCCCAGGAAUCGGAAGUACACAGCAGCAUUUCUUUGACGAUGACGACAGAAUGGUUCCCAGUACUCCUACUCUAGUCGUACCACACCGGACUGACGGGUUCGCUGAGGCUAUACAUUCUCCCCAGGUAGCAGGUCUGUCAACCAGGUUCAGAUUUGGUCCUCCAGAAGACCUGCUGCCUCAGUCCUCAGGCUCACACUCAGACCUGGGACAGCUGGCUUCCCAAGGAGGUCUGGGUAUGUACGAGUCUCCUCUGUUCUUGGCUGCUCAUGAUGAGGAUGGAGGAGGAAGGAGUGUCCCGACCACUCCUUUACAGGUGGCAGCACCAGUGACGGUCUUCACAGAGUCCCUGCCAUCAGACAGUGGUGACAACUUGGCCUCUCAGUCUGUUCCCAUGGUAACUGCAUCCACGGGGAUGGCUGCCACAGCUGAUGAUGGAGAUGAGGUCUUCAUGGAACAGGAAGGAGAAGGCUCUGGCAUUGAGUCUUCUCUGGACAGUCAGACAGAAAUGGAUUCAGGACAUCAGAGUGAAGACGCAGGUCUGCCUUCUACCAGCCAAGACCCUGAUACCAGUAGUGUUACUCAGCGCCGCUUUAUGACCAGUCAGCAUGGGUUCAGCUCUCUGUCAGCCAGAGGAGGAAGAGGACGAGGCGAAGGCAGGAUGCCAAUCAGUCGCAGAGGAACUUUCUCUCGUGGAGGAAGAGGAGGAGCCAUGGGCCGAGGGGGAGUGGCUUAAUGAAGAUCAAGGAAAGACAAAGCUCUGAUCCAGCAUUUCAUUUGCAUCAUCUAUAGACAGUUUAUCAAUCAAUCUGCUGACCAAUAAUCACACUGUUACAGGACGUAUGAGAGCUUUGUGUGUGUGCUCUUUCCCCUGUGAGCUGUUAGAUGUUUUCUAAUUCUUUUUUUUUUUUUUUUUUUUUUUUUUGACAUUUAUUCAUGAAGCCAGUUCUAGUUUUGUAAUUUUGUGGGUGUCUUUUUAUUUUGCUCUGUCACUGGACAAUUAAUACUUUUGUUUUAAUAAUAAAGUAAAAUAAUAAAAA